This is a messenger RNA of Amphibalanus amphitrite, 3363 nucleotides long. RefSeq names its product CCR4-NOT transcription complex subunit 6-like. The record is from RefSeq and is a predicted model, not a curated record. Gene Ontology annotation, cellular component: nucleus; cytoplasm; CCR4-NOT complex. The transcript is spliced from 10 exons. Bases 174 to 2405 code for a protein of 743 amino acids. Gene Ontology annotation, biological process: nuclear-transcribed mRNA poly(A) tail shortening. Gene Ontology annotation, molecular function: protein binding; poly(A)-specific ribonuclease activity. NCBI's taxonomy places the organism in Eukaryota, Metazoa, Arthropoda, Thecostraca, Balanomorpha, Balanidae.
GUUGUGCCCGCCGCCGGCCGGCGCACCUCGCCGAAUCGCCGGGCCGCCCAGUCGCGCGUGUGUGGAUGUCGAACGGCGCUCUCCGUUCGUUCCUGUGUGAGGUGUGAGUGUGAGUGUGCGGCGGAGAGAGAGAGUGGCAGGGCUGUGAGCAGGAGGUGCGACACACGUGUGAGAUGAAUCACGGGUACGGCACGCGACACCCGGGCCGGGCGGGUGGCUACCUGAACCACGGCGGUCACAACCACGGUCACCACGGCGGCCACAACCAGCACGGCCAGCACGGCGGGCCGGGCGCGCACCACGGCGCGUUCCCGGCACGGCGCCAGUUCGGGGCGGCGCGCGGCCGCCGGCCCCGUCCAGCCGACCUCAACUGGGCCUCCCCGGGCCCUCCUCUGGGUCCUCCGGGCCCCUCCGGCCACCUGGGCCCUGGCGGAGCUCCGCCGGGGAGCCACGCGGCCGGCGCCGGCCCCAUGGGCCCCCGAGAGGCCUACUGCGGCGGUGGAGGAGGUGCGAGGUACGAGUCGGUGGCGGCGCGCUACAGACGCCACAGCUCGGGCGGCGCGCCGGGGAAACCGGCCGGGCCCGGCUCCUGGGGCUCGCACAGCUCGUACAGCUCGCAGAAUUCGUACAGCUCACAGGGCUCAUAUAGCUCUCAGGGCUCCUAUAGCUCCCAGAGCUCGUAUAGCUCCCAGAGCUCGCACAGCUCUGGCUCGUCUCACAGCGCGUGUGCCGAGGAGCCGACGUCGAGCGAGAGCGAGGUGGCGGCGGACGGCAGCGACCCGGCAGAGCUCAGCCAGGUCAUACCGCGCAUCAUCAAGCCCAGGAAGCGCCGCAAAAAGGAGAAGAAGCCCAAGAUCCCGCGGAUGGCGGCGGCCGCCGAGGAGCGGUCCGGCGCCGUGGUGCCUGCGGGCCGCUGGGAGCGGCGCCCCUCCAGUCUGGGCACCGACACCCAGUCGUCGAGCGAGUCGGCGCUGUCGGCGUUCGGCAGUGAGUGGUACCUGCCGGGCGAGCAGCUGGACGCGCUGUGCGCCGAGCUGACGGCGUUCCGGCUGCGGCGCCAGCUGACGCCGCCCGAGCUGGCGCUGACGCCGCCCGACAGCCCUGGCGCCGCCGCCGGCUGGCGUCAGCUGAGCGGGCUCCGACGUAGCCGCAGCGAGCCGGCGCAGCGCGCGCCGCUCGACGACCGGCGCGCCUUCAGCUGCCCCAGCUCACUCGAGUUCAGAGAGGCGCCCCCAGUGAACGUGUCACAGCCCCCGCAGCGUCCGUGGCUGCCGCUGGGUCGUCCCUCUAGCACACAUAGCACAUGCAUCUUCACUGUCAUGUGCUACAACGUUCUGUGUGAGAAGUACGCCACGCGGCAGAUGUACGGAUACUGUCCCAACUGGGCGCUGGAGUGGGAGUACCGGAAAAAGAACAUCAUGCAGGAGAUCAGAAACUACUCGGCCGACAUUAUCACGCUGCAGGAGGUGCAGACAGAUCAGUUCUACAACUUUUUCCUGCCCACCCUGCAGCGCGACAAGUACGACGGCAUCUUCUCGCCCAAGUCGCGCGCCAAAACCAUGGCCGAGAGCGAAAAGAAGUACGUCGACGGCUGCGCCAUCUUCUGGAGAACAGAAAAGUUCAGUCUGGUGAAGGAAUACCUGAUCGAGUUCAACCAGAUGGCCAUGGCCAACGCAGAGGGGUCCGACGACAUGCUCAACCGCGUCAUGACCAAGGACAACAUCGGCCUGGCGGCGAUGCUGGAGACGCGGGACGCCGCCUGGGAGAGCGGCGCGCCCUCGGACCCGGCCCAGCAGAACCAGCGGCUGCUGGUCUGCACGGCCCACAUCCACUGGGACCCCGAGUUCUGCGACGUCAAACUCAUACAGACCAUGAUGCUGAUGCACGAGAUCCGUCAGAUCAUGGACCGCGAGGUGGCCAGUUUUCGGCCCGGCGGCCACCGGGCGGCGGCCAGUAACAUCCAGCUGCUGCUCUGUGGGGACCUCAACUCGCUGCCCGACUCGGGCGUGGUGGAGUUUCUGGUAAACGGUCGCGUACCGGCCAACCACCCGGAUUUCAAGGAGCUCGGCUACAGGACCUGCCUCAAGAAACUCUCCGUGUCCAACGAGCGCAGCGGCGAGUUCACGCACCCGUUCCGGCUGGCCAGCAGCUACUCGCCAGACAUCAUGCCCUACACCAACUACACGUACGACUUCAAGGGCAUCAUCGACUACAUCUUCUACAGCCGCGACACGAUGACGCCGCUGGGCAUCCUGGGUCCCCUGGACCCCGACUGGCUGCGGGACAACAAGGUGCAGGGCUGCCCGCACCCGCACGUACCCUCAGACCACUUUUCGCUGCUGGUGGAGCUGGAGAUGUCGCCGGUCCGGAGCGACACGGCCAACGGGCUCAUCGCGCACCGGUAGCCACCUGUCGGCCGCCGCCGCAAACACAAGUACCGCCGUCCGCCGGCGGCGGCGCCACGCCACAGUUUUUUACCGGCCGGCCGACCGACCGUCACCGAUCGUGUGCCAGCCAGCGCGUGCCAGCGGCGGCCGCCGGGGCAGCGAGAAAGAGAGAGUCCGCGCCCCGGCGGCCGGGAGUGGGAGAGGGAGUGCGUGUCCAGAGCGAGUGGAGUCUAGUGUGGGAGGUGUGCGCGCGGCCCGUCCGUCCGGCCGGCCGGCGGUCCGCAGUGUCCGUCUGCUCGCUGGCUGUCUGUCUGUCUGUCUGUCCGUGUGUGCGCGCGUGCUCUGCGCGGCGGGUGGGGGCGCGCCGCCGUCUGCCGACCCUGCGACUAUCCGGCCGCGCCCGGGGCGCCCCGCGCGCGCCCUCGGACGCCCGGGGCGCCGCCGUCGGCGCCCAGUACAAACGUGCACGCCGCGCACACUUCCUGUCGCCGAACCCGGCGCGGCGCGCGGCUGUCUUUCAGAGCCGCCGGCGCCCCGUGCGUGUGUGUGUGUGUGUCCGAGAGCCAGUGUGCGCGCCCGCUGUGUGUGUGUGUGUGUCGAAUUUUUAGAUCUCACGUACGUACGACGGUCGCGCCGGGCCCGUGCGGGCCUCUUUUUGAUCUAUUUUACCCUGUCUCUGUUCGUUUGGCGCCGGCGCCGCGGCGAGCGGCGUGCGCAUUUCGAGUGGGCUGUUUUAUCUGUGCGCGCGUACGUGUGCGCGGGCGCAGUGCUGGGAGGCGGGGUGUGUGUCUGUCUGUGUGCGUGUGUACAUAUUUUAUUCCAUUGUGUGCGAGCGGCGGUGUGCGCGUGAGAGGGUGAGCGGCCGUGUGAGAGGGUGAGCGGCCGCGCGCGAGGUCCGAGGGCGGUACAAACUGUGUACAAUGGCGGCAGCCGCCCCUGUCCCUCCCUGUACAUACAAUACAAACACCCGAGAAUC